UUUAAGUAUAUCUUCGAGAAAUAAAACAUGUAGAUGGCUACCAGGCAGGCACAUAAUAAAAGAUAGAAGAAGAAUUAUAACAUAGCCUAAUCUUGUAGGUUAAGGAAAUCUGUGAUUUCUGUUUACGUUACAGGGGUUAAGUUAUGGAGGGUAGAAAGUUAAUAGACCAUUUCAGGGUGUUUAGAGAGUUUGGUGCAUACAAUAAUAGUGUUCGAAAGAAAAGUCUUAAGUGUGGUGUGUGUUGUUCGGUUGAGACAAAUAAUAUUGAUAUCAUGUCGUGGUCUAGGGAUCAAGUUUCACUCCUGAUAGAGGAGUAUCACAAAUACCCAUGUUUGUAUGCGGUAAAAUCACCCAUGUACAGAAACAAACAUGCCCGAAAUACAGCGAUAGAAGCUAUAGAAGCAUCCCUGAAGACGUUAAGGCCCAGUGUAACGUCCCAAGAAAUUAAGAGCAAAUUUCAAGCUCUGAAAACAAAUUUCAUGAACGAGCAUAGAAAACAUGUUCAAAGCAUGAAAAGUGGUGCUGGACAAGAUGAGAUCUAUAUACCUUCAUUAUGGUACUUUAAUAGUAUGAAGUUCAUUAUUGACCAUGUUGAUGUGAGGCCUUCUUUUGAUUCAUCUCAGUUCUUGGAGAUCGAAGCUGCCCCUCAAGAAGCAGAAGAAUGUUCCAAUGAAUUGGAACAGUGUUUUGUGGCUGAAUCUGGAUUUCUAAUAUCAGAGGAAUCUGAGCUGCCACUUGAAUCUCCAAGACCAAAACGGAAAAAGAAGUUGGAUGAUGACUCAAAUUCACUUUUGAAAGAAGCUUCUGCUGCCCUGAGCACAAUAUCGAAAACUAUUUCUGAAGCACCGACAAAUAAAAAUAAAGAAACUGAUGCAGAAGAAGCAUUUGGAAAAUAUGUCGUUUCUAAAAUGAGGCAAAUAUCAGAUCCACAAGUUAAAUCUGAUGUGGAAGAACGGAUAAUUAAUCUCUUGUUUGAAGGAAUCAGAGGAUGUAGAAAUAAAAUCUAA
This is a messenger RNA of Coccinella septempunctata (seven-spotted ladybird), 1007 nucleotides long. RefSeq lists its product as uncharacterized. Bases 144 to 1007 code for a protein of 287 amino acids. NCBI's taxonomy places the organism in Eukaryota, Metazoa, Arthropoda, Insecta, Coleoptera, Coccinellidae. The record is from RefSeq and is a predicted model, not a curated record. The transcript has 2 exons.